Messenger RNA from Phasianus colchicus (ring-necked pheasant), 2379 nucleotides. It is a transcript of the gene CD99L2, whose product is annotated as CD99 molecule like 2. Lineage: Eukaryota; Metazoa; Chordata; Aves; Galliformes; Phasianidae. The record is from RefSeq and is a predicted model, not a curated record.
AUGGCAGCAGAGGGGCAGUCUGACAGGGUGAUGCAUGACCUGGAAGUGCGCAUGGCGCAAAGGUCGACCACAAGGCUGAGCACGGUGGGACGGAGUACCGUCCCCCUGCGGGUCCCCUGCUCGCCGCCAGCGCCCUCGCAAGGAUCCCAGCCAGUUCGGAAGGAAGCAAGGGCCCGCGGCCUGCCCGAGGUCGGAGGAACGAACGCGGCGAGCCAACGACACGCGACGCUCGCGCUGCAAUGUCCUCGCGGCGGUGCGAGCUCCGGAUCUCGGGGCCGCGAGCCGCGGCAGCCGCUGCCGAGCUCCCGGCCCGGCUCCGAACGGCGCAGCCCCGCGCCAGGCAGCGCGCAGCGCCCCGCGCCGCCCGCGCCCGGCCGUGCCCCGCGGCAGUCCCGGCUCCACGCCAGCGGCCGGGAUCGGCUCCGCCCCGCCCCGCCCCGCCCGGCGGAGGCAGCGGCUGCGCCCCGCGGCAGACGCGCAGCGCCCCGAGCCAUGGCCGCCCGCCGCCUGCUGGGGCUGCUCGCCGCCGCCGCGCUGCUGGGCGCAGGCUGUGGGGACGACCCAGGGGAAUUCAGCCUAGAAGAUGCCCUCGGCCCCAUACGGCCCACACCUAAGAGACCCAGUAAGCCGGCUGGUGGGACAGGAGGGAGAGACUUUGACCUAGCUGAUUACUUCGACAGCCCCGUGGAGCCCACCACCAAGCCAGCCAGGCCCACUGCCAGGCCCUUCCCACGGCCGGGGAAGCCAGACAGUGGCUUUUGGGAUGUCAUCCGCACCACCACCAAGCGGCCAAAAACAACGCAGACCCCCCGCAAACCGAACCCAGGGAAGAAUCCUUUGGAUCUGGACUUGGCUGAUGCCCUUGGAGAUGGGGACGAUGUGAGGGAUGGCAGGCAGCCGGCGGUGAGGCCGGAGGAAGGAUUUUCGGACAGUGACCUGGAAGGCAUUGUGGAUGAUGGCUACAGCCCUGACAAGAAGAAAGGAUCUGGAGGCAACACCGACAGCCAAGACAACCGGGUGGAAACGGGCACCAUCGCCGGCAUUGCCAGUGCCCUGGCCAUGGCACUUGUGGGGGCCGUCUCCAGCUACAUCUCCUACCAGCAGAAGAAGUUUUGCUUCAGCAUCCAGCAGGGACUUAAUGCGGAAUACGUGAAAGGGGAGAACAUGGAAGCUGUCGUAAGCGAGGAGCCCCAAGUGAAAUACUCGGUACUGGAAACACAGUCGGCAGAACCGCCGAAACACGACGGCGCGAAGGUGUGAGGGCACGGCCUGCCGUCCCCUCUGCUGGGAAGGAACCAGCGGCAGCAAAGGCCGAGAUCUCACCUGCUUGUAAUUUAGCUAUUUAUUUCAUUUGAAUCCAAAGCUGUUUGAUGUGCACUUAGGCUUCUUACUGCUCUAGGCUUUAGGGAUAGGAUGGCAGUACGUGUUUAUUUUUUGUAACAAGAUGUUUACAUGGAAGGAAUACUGCAGGUUUGACUGCAAGUUGUAUUCAAACCAGCAGCAGGUGCUUCAGCAGCAAUUCCCUGUGGGUAAAGGACGAGGUCUUUUGCAAGGACUGCUUACAGGUGUGAGGGCGGCAAAGUGCCUGUUGUUAGCAACCCAAAGCAAACCAGCCACCUCCCUCGUCAGUCUCCCUGUGCCACAGUGCUGCUGCCAAGGCCUGCCCUCACUGCCUUGGUGCUGCUUCCUCCUCCUCCUCCCUCUCAUACUGAUGCCAAGAUGUGGGGACAGACACUUUGUGAUGCGUUUUCCCAAAGCAAUGGGCAGUGAAAGGGCUAGCUGCCUAGUGUAAAAGGAACUCCCAGUUUACAUGUAGCCCUGACAUACUUGUGUUUUUUAAAAUGUUUUGUGAAUCCCAGAUUGUGCAAAUGUACGCAGACUACCAAAAGCACUUCCUUUGAUUCAGAGCUGUCAGGCAGACAUGGCUGCCACGAGGCCUCGCCAUCAUCCUUGAGAUCCCUUCUGGCUCGAGCCAUUCUAUGACUCGGUGAGCCUUCUGUCCCACAGCUCCCUUGGAAAGGAAAUGGCCCAGUCACGUUUUAAGUACUUUGCAACAGCUGCGCAGCUCUUUAUGCUCGUCUUAACACUUGCAUUUUUGGAGCCUUACACUAGCUCUAGCAGAACAACUACGGCAUUUUAUAAGGGAGACGAGUUCCAAUGAUAUAUGGUGCCUCGUGUAUUUAGAGCACUUAACAGCAGUAUUGUAGGCUGUCACUACUUCAUUGUACAAAAGUGAGUGGAUUAGAAAAAAUAGUUCUCAGCUGUUCUGAGACUGUAACUCUCUGCUCCUGUGUAAUGAGCAAGAGAGGGAAUGGCCUCAUGUGCCGGGUGAGGGUCAGGUUGGAUGCUAGGAAAUACUUCUCUGGGAGAGUGGUCAGG